Molecule: messenger RNA, 3242 nt
Organism: Chiloscyllium plagiosum (whitespotted bambooshark)
Lineage: Eukaryota; Metazoa; Chordata; Chondrichthyes; Orectolobiformes; Hemiscylliidae
Source: RefSeq, a predicted model, not a curated record
UUGAACCCCUUCCUGAGGGACCAUGGCAGUCAGGACUCGCAGACCAUGGCUGAGUGUGGUGCUGGGGUUAGUGCUGGGGUUCACUGCCGCCUCAUGGCUAAUCGUGCCCAGGGUGGUGGAGACUAACGGUAAGAACAAAAAGAUCUUCAACAUCUGCUCGACGCUGCUGAACCGGGCGGGGAUUGGCCGCGGUGCUGCUGCUGCUGCGGGGGGCUCCAGCUCCAACUCCAGGAACCUGGGCUGGCACAGGGACCAGCUACUGGUCAGUAAACUACCCAAAGGGCAGCAGAGCCAGCAGGAGGAGGAGGACGACGAGGAAGAAGCUGAGGAAGCUGCCAGGGCCAGGGGCAAACAUUUCCUUUAUGUCGGGGUCAUGACGGCCAAGAAAUACCUGGACUCGCGGGCGGUGGCUGCCUACAGGAGCUGGGCUCCCUCCAUCCCGGGCAAAGUGGAGUUCUUCUCCAGCCAGGGCUCCCAGGACAUUCCCCUCCCUGUGGCACUGCCCCUGGUCUCGCUGCCCGGGGUCGAUGACUCUUACCCUCCCCAGAAGAAAUCCUUCAUGAUGCUCAAGUACAUGCAUGACCGGUACCUGGAGCGAUUCGAGUGGUUCAUGCGGGCGGACGAUGAUGUCUACAUCAAAGGCGAGAGGCUGGAGGAACUGCUGAGGUCCCUGAACAGCAGCCAGCCCCUGUACCUGGGGCAGACCGGCCUGGGCACCACUGAGGAACUGGGCAAACUCGCCCUCGAGCCCGGCGAGAACUUCUGCAUGGGCGGCCCUGGCAUGAUCUUCAGCCGGGAGGUGCUGCGCCGGAUGGUACCCCAUAUUGGCGAGUGUCUGCGGGAGAUGUACACCAGCCAUGAGGACGUGGAGAUUGGCCGCUGUGUCCGGAGGUUCGCCAAUACCCAGUGCGUCUGGUCCUAUGAGCAAUGGAUACAAGACAAUGCCAGAAAAAGACUCCUGUUACACUUCAUGAUGCAACAAUUGUUCUAUGAAAACUAUGAACACAACAAGAAGGGGUAUAUUCAGGAUUUGCGUAACAGCAAGAUCCAUAAUGCGAUAACACUCCACCCGAACAAAAGGCCUGAUUAUCAAUAUAGAUUACAUAACUACUUGCUGACUCGUAAAGUUUCAGAACUACGUCAUCGAACCAUUCAAUUGCAUCGAGAAAGUGUUUCUAUGAGCAAACUCAGCAACACUGAAGUACGUAAGGAAGAUCAGCAACUUGGAAUGAUGCCAUCCUUUAUGCGCUUCCAGCCUCAUGACAGGAAUGAGGUCCUUGAAUGGGAGUUCCUUACUGGAAAACAUCUUUUUAGCAUGGUGGAAACACAAAUCCCUCGUCAGGGUAUCAACAGUGCGCUUCGUGCCGCACUGGAUGACACUAUAAUGCAGGUUAUGGAGAUGAUCAAUUGGAACUCUAAGACCAGAGGACGUGUAAUAGAAUUUAAAGAAAUUCAGUAUGGCUAUCGCAGAGUUAACCCAAUGCAUGGAGCAGAAUACAUUAUGGAUCUGUUGCUACUUUACAAGAAACACAAAGGGAGAAAGGUGACUGUUCCUGUAAGACGUCAUGCCUACAUUCAACAAUCUUUCAGUAAAGCAUUCAUGAAGGAAGCUGAAGAACUUAAUGCCAGAGAGCUUGCAGACAGCAUAAACAGUGACUCUCAGUCUUUCUCAUUCCUUUCAAACUCACUGAAGAUCUUCUCGCCAUUCCAAUUCACAGAGAUCACCAAAGAGCUUAAACAACGAAAUGAUCAGAAAGUUCACAUCCUUGUCCCUCUCACUGGAAGAUAUGAGACAUUUGUCCGGUUCAUGGAGAACUUUGAGAAGACUUGCCUUAUUCCAAAUCAGAAUGUAAAACUAUUCAUAUUGUUGUUCAAUUCUGAUCCAAACCCGGAGAAAGGCAAGCACAUGGAGUUAAUGAGAGAGCUUAACCUGAAAUAUCCUAAAGCAGAUAUGACCAUUCUCCCUAUGAAAGGGGAAUUUUCAAGAGGCCUAGCCCUAGAAAUGGGCUCUUCCUCAUUUCAUAAUAACAGUUUACUGCUCUUCUGUGAUAUCGACUUAAUAUUUACUCCAGACUUUGUGCAACGGUGUAGGGACAAUACAAUUCAGGGAGAACAGGUUUAUUUUCCUGUAAUCUUUAGUCAAUAUGAUCCAAAAAUAGUUUAUGGCGGCAAUCCAGUAAAUGAUAAUAACUUUGUUUUCACAAAGAAGACCGGUUUCUGGCGGGAUUAUGGCUUUGGAAUAGUUUGCAUAUACAAAAGUGAUUUGUUGCAUGUUGGUGGGUUUGAUACCUCCAUUCAAGGUUGGGGACUAGAAGAUGUGGAUCUUUUUACAAAAGUCAUCUCCGUUGGCUUGAAUGCCUUUAGAAGUCAAGAAAUUGGUGUUGUCCACGUUUACCACCCUGUUCACUGUGAUCCCAAUAUAGAUCCUAAGCAAUACAAGAUGUGCUUAGGGUCCAAAGCAAGUACAUUUGGAUCAACAAUGCAAUUGGCAGAACUCUGGCUUGAAAAACAUCUAAAUGGUGGAUACAAUAGAACUGUAUCCUGACAUUCAAGGACACUCUCUCAAAGGGUUUUACCUCACAUUUUUACAUUGUUAUGCUUUUGUUUCCAAGUCGCCUCUUCCAAAGAAGAUUUUCAAAGCAUUAAGGUGAAUUAAAUUUAUGAAUAUUUUAGCAUCCUAUGGAAAAUGCUUUCAAAAUGGAUUAUUUUGAUCUUUUUGCCUAAAACUGGGGAAAUUCAAAACACUUGAGGGUACUGUCAAUCAUGUUCCUCCUGCAGGCUUUAUAAAAGUGCUUCACAUGUCAGAAUCAAACUCAGAAUUCAAAACUGAUGUGAUGGAAAUAAUGCCACAAAAGUGCUUUAAGCUUCAAGUGGGAAAGAACUAUUCUAGACUUUUUAAUUUAUGUUCAGACUUUAAAUUGUUGACUUUCAGCAUCUGCAGUAUUUUUUAAAACUAUGUGAACAAAAGUAUGAUUGUAUGUUUGCUUUUAAAACUUUUAUGUGGGAAUAUACUCUCACGAGAUUACAGGUACUGGUGACCAAGCUCUAAAUGUCUGAAAAUGUAUGUAUUCUGUAUACUGUGUACAGUGACUUUAGAUGACUCCUUGUUUCUUCAAUGGAAACAUGCUGCAAGUAGGCAUGUAUCUUCAUUCCUGUAGCUUUGUAUCCUGAAAUACCCCUUCAGCUUAGAACAAAUCAUUUGAGAACACUCCUAUUUAUAAUAAAGUAUCUGCAUAACAUCA